Molecule: messenger RNA, 744 nt
Organism: Cyphellophora attinorum
Lineage: Eukaryota; Fungi; Ascomycota; Eurotiomycetes; Chaetothyriales; Cyphellophoraceae
Product: Disulfide-bond oxido YfcG
Exons: 4
Coding region: 1-744 (247 amino acids)
Source: RefSeq, a predicted model, not a curated record
AUGGCAGACUACCUCUUCUGCGAGGGCACGCCGCAGGAGGUUCGCGACGCCAAGGGCCUGCACCUGAUCACGCAGAAUACCCCCAAUGGGCAGGCUACGCAGAUCCUGCUGGAGGAGCUGAAGGCAAAGUACGGUCUUGACUGGACGACGCAGGUCAUUGACAUCAGCACUAACGUGCAGAAGGAGGAGUGGUUCCUCCGUCUCAACCCAAACGGACGCAUCCCAACGCUCCUCGAUGCAUCGCAGUCGCCUCCGUUCGCGGUCCUGGAAACCUCGGCACAGCUGCUGUAUCUGCUCAAAGAGUAUGACAAGGAAGACACAUUUGGCUUCAAGGAUGAGUUCGAGAGAAACGAGGCGCUGCAGUGGCUGUUCUUCUGGCAUGGUGGAGGCGCCCCGUACCAAGGCCAGGUAAACCACUUCUCCCGUGCAGCCCCCGAGAAGAUCCCCUACGCAAUCGAGCGCUUCAAGAAGGAAACUCUCCGUGUCUACGGCGUACUUGAGAUCCGACUCAGCGGCAUAUACGGUCCGGGAAAGAAGCCACGGCAAUGGUUGGCGGGUAAGGGUGAUGGGAAGUAUAGUGUAGCGGAUAUCAAGGCUUGGAGUUGGGUCAAGGGAUGGGAGCGAACAGGCUUCACCAAGGAAGACAUGGAACCCUUCCCACAUCUGCUGAAAUGGAUCGAUCGUAUUCAUGAGCGCGAGCCUGUGAAGAUCGGGAUUGGGGAGAAGUACAAUUUGAAGAAGUAA